Clarias gariepinus (North African catfish) is the source of this 2182-nucleotide messenger RNA. Its product is annotated as Monoacylglycerol lipase ABHD12-like. Lineage: Eukaryota; Metazoa; Chordata; Actinopteri; Siluriformes; Clariidae. Gene Ontology annotation, biological process: monoacylglycerol catabolic process; phosphatidylserine catabolic process. Bases 103 to 1179 code for a protein of 358 amino acids. Gene Ontology annotation, molecular function: monoacylglycerol lipase activity; phosphatidylcholine lysophospholipase A1 activity. The record is from RefSeq and is a predicted model, not a curated record. The transcript has 14 exons. Gene Ontology annotation, cellular component: endoplasmic reticulum membrane.
GUUGAGCUUGUCAGCUACCACGCACAGACCACUGGCCUGCAGCAUACCCAGACCUGAGGGACAAAAAGAUGUGUCAAGUCAGCAUCUUAACAAAUACAAAAGAUGAGAAGAAGAGUUGAUGAAACUGCUCCAUCAUCCAAACGGACUAAUGAGAAUUCAACGAAAAGGGAAAAUGUUCGGGUGCAAGCCAGGUCAUCAUGUUGGGUGUGGGUGAAAAGGGGACUGAUUUUCCUCUGCACUCUGUAUGUGGCCUCACCGUUUGUUCUGCGACUCUUUCCCAGUGUUUUACAGUACAUGGUUUACACACAUGCUGUAACUUACUUUGUUGACCUGAGACAUCCUUCUGAUCUGGGCCUCAAUCACACCAUUAAUAUGUACCUGACCUCAGAAGCGGGAGUGACACUGGGAGUAUGGCACACAGUUCCUGCGCAAAAGUGGAAGGAGGCUCAAGGUAAAAGUUUGGAAUGGUAUGAGCAGUCUUUGGGAGAUGGUUCCCCUGUUUUCAUCUACCUCCACGGCAAUGCGGGUAACAGAGCAGCUCCACAUCGUAUAGGUGUUGCCAAAGUGUUGAGUGCUCUUGGCUAUCAUGCUGUGGUUAUGGAUUACAGAGGAUUUGGGGAUUCGACUGGAGAGCCAACCAUGCCUGGCCUGACCACCGAUGCAAUCUAUCUAUACAACUGGGUACGGGCACGCAGCAAGGACAGUCUGGUCAUCAUUUGGGGUCACUCCCUUGGCACACUAGUGUCGGGCAUCACUGCAGUGAAACUACAAGAGCUGGGAAAGCCACCUGAUGCUGUGAUACUUGAAAGUGCUUUUACAAAAAUGAAUAUGCCAGAAGACUUCCCCCAUCCUUUCAUCUGGUAUUACUGGAGAUUUCCAUACAUCCAGUACUACUUUAACUUAGACUCCAUUAAAGCAAAUAAAUUUGAAUUAAUCACUGCUGAAAACGUGAAUAAAAUGAGGAUGCCUCUUAUGAUUCUUCAUUCUAAAGAUGAUCACCUGGCUCCCUUCCGGAUGGCUGAGGAGCUUUACGGUAUAGCUAAAAGUGUGCAGAAGUCAGAGGAAAAAGUCAGACUGGUGGCAUUUGAUGGAUCCAAGGGAUAUCUUCAUAAUGGACUUUACAGGGAUCCUGCCUUGCCAAAAUCUUUAAGGGAGUUUGUGGAGAUAGUUGCAGAGUAAUCUGAAGGCUUCAAAGUUGGGACUUUGUUUGAAGUUUGUCUUCAUGUAUAUGUUUUACUUUCAUGUGUUAACUUUAAAAAUCCCAUUGUCCCUGUGUAAUGUAAGUGCUUGAAGUUCACUUAAUUUACAAGUCAUUUUGAUAUUCUCUCUCUGUUUUUUUUUUUCUCUCUGGUCGCUCUCUUUUGCUCUCAGUCACUCUUUCUCUCCCUUAUACUCACAAGCAUAAUUUAUGAAUCCUGAAGAUAACCCACAUACAUUAUGCAUACCAUGCACUGCAAAUAUAUAAUGCAUAUUAUACUGUACAUAUACAGUAUUUACAUGUAGGCAUUUGGCAGAUGCCCUUAUCCAGAAUGACUUACAUUUUAUGUGAUUAUACAUCUGAGCAGUUCAGGGUUAAGGGCCUUAAAAGACCUUCCGACCUGUAGUCCAAUGUUUUAAUCAUUAAGCUACCCCUGACCCUGCCAAUCCUUCUAGGUAUCUUAUAAACUUUUCUCUUUACAUUUAGGCAUUUGGCAGACACCCUCAUCCAGAGCGACUUACUUUUUUUUUUUUAUCUCGUUAUACAUCUGAGCAGUUGAGGGUUAAGGGCCUUGCUCAAGGGCCCAACAGUGGUGACUUGGUAGUCAGGGAUUUCAACCUGGGACCUUCCAAACUGUAGUCCAAUGCCUUAACCACUGACCUAUACUAUACUGUAUAUACAUAUAUUAUACAGUAUAUAACUGUUAUACAUCUGAGACUGCAGUACUGUAAUACAUCUGUGAAAUCAGUGCAUUUAAAUUAAAGCAAUCAGAUGUAAUUAUGUUUAAAUGAGUAUACUUGAAUACUCUUAAAUAUCAAAACUUUAUUUUUAUAAUGAUGAUGUGUGUGUGACACAAAGGGUUUAUAAAGGCUAAAAAACAUUUAUUAAUAAACUUAAAGAUUAACUAAAAAAUUACAAUGAUGAUGUGCGCAAAGAAUAAAUAUUAAAGUGCAUGACUGUGUCUUCUGUUCUUUGUUAAUAGUA